AUGGCCAAGCGCUCACGUGAAGACUCUUGGUCAUCUUCAUCAGACAUUGAAUCCGCCGUCACAACACCAAGUGCAAUUGGAUCUGGUGCUUCAGAAGGUGGACCAGCCAAAUAUACGCUACUUGAUAACGGGAACGAUUCUCGGGAGGAAAAGGUAGUGAUGCGAUGCUCUCUGCCGCCGCAUCGUGAGGCGCUACCAUUCGUGUCAUAUGAAGAAUUUGAGAUUCAUUAUGCCAAAUUCCACGCCAAUCGGUGUGUCGAAUGCAGAAAGAAUUUUCCUUCGGAACAUUUUCUAGGUCUUCAUAUUUCUGAGAACCAUGAUCCUUUAAAUGAAGCAAGAAAAGCAAGAGGCGAAAAGACGUAUGGCUGCUUUGUUGUGGAUUGUGAUAGAAAAUGUUCAAGUCUCCAGAAGCGUCGACUUCAUCUAAUUGAUAAGCACAUGUUUCCAAAAAAUUAUGACUUUCGGGUCAUAGAUACUGGCAUUGACAAACGUAGCUCACUAUUACGCUCUGAUCGUAGCAACAACCAUCGACCACGUGGCUCUGCCGCUGAUCGUGCUGCAAGGCAGACUCAGAGCAAUGGCAGCAUUUCACAAAAGCCGGCUGUAGAGCAAAGCGGCUCAACGCUUCAGUCAGAUCCCUCCAUGGAAAUUGAUAGUCAGAGUCGCGAAACUUUAUCAGAUCUGAACGCUUCACUUUCGCCAGAGGCUUCUUAUCCACCGCGGAACGAAGAGAGCACUGAGGCUUCGUUAAAGUCCAAAACGUCACCUUUUAAAAAUCCCGUGCCAACAAAACAACCUGUCGACAACGAAAUGACGGACUUGACAAAGUCUAUGUCAGCACUUAAAUUCAUUCCGCCGAGCGUAAGGUUCGGAAGAGGACGAGGUCGGUCCGGAUUUAGCAGGUCUUAA
Molecule: messenger RNA, 909 nt
Organism: Xylona heveae TC161
Lineage: Eukaryota; Fungi; Ascomycota; Xylonomycetes; Xylonales; Xylonaceae
Exons: 3
Coding region: 1-909 (302 amino acids)
Source: RefSeq, a predicted model, not a curated record